AUGGCUGCUCCACACAAUGACGCUGAAUUGCAGCACGAUCAGAGGCGUCCUCUCUUGUCGGACAGAGCUGAUGGCAAUAGCAGCAUGAGUCCCAUGCAGAAAGCUAUAGGCCAGACAUACCAGAGCACUGGGCAACUCGCCAAACUCCUUCCUUCAGGCACAGUACUUUCCUUCCAGCUCCUUGCUCCCACCCUUGCAAAACAAGGCCACUGCGGUGACCUGAAUCGGAUGAUGACAGGAGGGCUCGUGGCGUUCUGUGCACUGUCCUGCUUUGUUCUCAGCUUCACAGAUAGCUUCAGGGAUGAGGAAGGAAAGGUACGAUAUGGGUUCGCCACAUUCAAGGGAUUGUGGAUCAUCGAUGGUGGAGCAUCUCUCGAGCCACUUGCAGCAGCUGAAUACAGGAUACGGUUUCUAGACUUUGCACAUGCCAUUGUUUCGGCAAUGAUUUUUGUUGCAAUCGCACUGUUCGACCAAAAUGUGGAGUCUUGCUUCUAUCCAAUACCGUCCGAGGAUACAAGGCAACUUCUCACAACAUUGCCUGUUGUUAUUGGAGUUAUUGGAAGCAUGCUGUUUGUUAGCUUCCCAACCACUCGGCAUGGCAUUGGCUUUUCACUCUCUCAACAUUAA
Messenger RNA from Phragmites australis (common reed), 627 nucleotides. Its product is annotated as protein DMP6-like. Gene Ontology annotation, biological process: endomembrane system organization. Lineage: Eukaryota; Viridiplantae; Streptophyta; Magnoliopsida; Poales; Poaceae. Bases 1 to 627 code for a protein of 208 amino acids. The record is from RefSeq and is a predicted model, not a curated record. The transcript has a single exon.